UGUUUUUUUUUUAAACAAUUUGUAUAAAUUGUUACAGAGAGUAGAAACUAGAUUCUAGAAACCUUUUCUUGUUCAACUUCAAAAAUCACUGUUUUGGUUGUGCAAACGUUUUUCUUACAACAUUGAGAGUUGCAUUAAACAUUGAUAUACAAACUACCGGUCUUUCUUCAAGUAAAAGCACUUGAGGUAUAUCACAUUUACCAUCGUUGUGCGUUACAGGGUAUAAUUUAUAUUGCUAUUAUGCCGAGGGAUCGUGAAAGAAGUAGUUCCCGAGAUCGACGAAGUUCUUCAUAUAGCUCGGAGUCAUCUUACGAGCGCAAAAAGUCUAAAUAUAAACAUAAAAGACGAUCGCGUUCUAAGGACCAUUUACAGACAAAAAGUCAUAAGAGAAGACUGUCCAAUUCUAGGUCAAAACAUAGGAGACGGAGUUAUUCGAGAAGUGCGUCAAUAGAGCGUUAUGACAGUAGGUCUAAACUGCGUUCAUCAUCACACUCUCGAUCUAAGCGCUCUAAAUACUCCCGUGACCGUUCGCGGUCACGUUUGUCAUCUCGGGACCGAAAAUACAAUAAAAAGAGUCACAAGUGUUCUCGGUCCAAGAGCAGGUCGAAUUCUUUUGAUAUUGAGCCUCCACUACAGUUAGACAAUACAGACACCAUAGUAGAAAAGGCUAUAAAGGCAGCUGAGGCAGCAGGGCUGACUAUGACUAAGAUUCCAACAUAUGAGUAUAAAGAUGUGGCUGUGAAAGAAGAUAUGCCUACAAUACAUGAUCGUAACUUAUUAGAUGAACUAAAUAAUGAUGCAUUUGUUCAAAAAUCUUUCUCAUCAACUAAAAGGAAAAGGCAAAAUAUUGUUAUAGAUCUAAAUGCAGAAACUGUUAAAGUACCAGAAGCUGAUGUUAAAGCUAGAAAAGAUGAUUCAAUUAUAAAUUUUAGUGAAAUUCUAUGUCAAGAAGAUCUAAAAGAGAUGUGGAUCAAGAAAUUAUACCAAUACCGGAAAAAAAUGUUGAGGGAAGAGUUAUAAAUAACAAAACAAGACAUUUAAUGGGUUAAUCUGUGGAAGUGAUGUGAAUCUAUUGAUUUUAAAUAAAAAAAAGUAUAACCUAAA
This is a messenger RNA of Pieris napi, 1104 nucleotides long. RefSeq names its product arginine/serine-rich coiled-coil protein 2. The record is from RefSeq and is a predicted model, not a curated record. Bases 241 to 1020 code for a protein of 259 amino acids. The transcript has 3 exons. Lineage: Eukaryota; Metazoa; Arthropoda; Insecta; Lepidoptera; Pieridae.